GGGGUUGUUCGCCUCUUAUCUACGAGUAAAAUUCAUUUCGGAAAAAACCUUCUCUUCGACUCUUGGCUUUCCCCCUCUCUCCAUCAGUCUCGCUCACUCACUCACCUGCAACAUUUCAGUUGAACAUACGCCUCUCCUCCCUUUUUUCCCUCUCAGAAGACAUUAUUUGGUUGAUUACAAGAGAAAAGAGGGAGCCAAAUUAAUGAAAAAGAAAAAGGAGGCUUGUACCAUUCUAGGCUGGACGGACUAUCCAAAGUUUGAUACUUGUUAUCCCUAGAUCUCUAGCCAAUCAUAAGGCUCCCGUUCUGUAAACGUUUCAAUAGUACACUUGGAUCUCGAUAUCUAUCAUUUUCUCACCAAACCUUUGCUCCAAAUUUCCAAUCUACCAUUUGAAGGUUUUUGCACUUUUUACUCCAAGGCUUUAUUGUCCUCUGAAAGGGGUUAUGCUGCUGCAGAUUGUGCUCGUUGUUGUAACUGUGAAGUGAUUGGACGGACAUAUAUAGGACAUGUCCACUGACACUGCGAAGGAAAAUGUCUCUAUUGUUGAUUCAUCUGUAUCUCAGAAGCAUGAUGUUGGGAAUAUGGAAGAACCAGAGGGUUCAAGCUGUAGAGGAAAUGAGGAUAGUGACCGUCAUAAAAACGAAGAGAAGGGGCACAAGGAUUCGGUGGACACCUCAACUGUGGUUUUAGAAGAUAAAACGUUCAAUACAAGGUACUUUAUAAUUAAGAGCUUGAAUCAUGAAAAUAUUCAACUCUCGGUUGAAAAAGGAAUUUGGGCUACCCAACUCAUGAAUGAACCAAUACUGGAAGAAGCUUUUCAUAAAUGUCGUAAAGUAGUUCUGAUAUUUAGUGUUAAUUCAAGCGGAUUCUUCCAAGGGUAUGCACAGAUGAUGUCUUCUGUUGGCCGGAGGCGGGAGAAUUUGUGGACUCAAGGAGCUGGUUCUAAUAACCCAUGGGGACGCAGUUUUAGAGUCAAAUGGUUGUGUUUAAGUGAUUUGCCCUUCCAUAAGACUAUUCAUCUCAAAAAUCCACUGAAUGAGUACAAACCUGUCAAAAUAAGCAGAGAUUGCCAGGAAUUGUCUGCCGAAAUCGGAGAAGCACUUUGUCAACUUAUUGAUAGAGAAUCUGAAGAGGAUCCGACUCUGGAUAGGGAUGCAUUUCAUUUGAGGAGGCCUGGUCUGGAGUCUGGGUAUUGUUUUCCUGAUGAGGGGUAUAUGGCCCCUCCUAUGGAUAUGACCUGGGCCACAAAAACCAUGAUUUACCCAUCAUCUUAUCUUUAUCAAUAUCAUACCGAUACAAGUGCACCUCUUGUAGCACACCAUGGAUCUGUUGGUGUAUUUCCUCCCAAAAGUCUACCUGUCACGGCAAGUAAAGGUUCACUGACUAGGCAAGCCUACCGUAAAGGAAGUAAUUUAGACUCACCAGCUGAUCAUAAAUUUUCCUCUCAAGUUGAUGGCCAGCGGAUGUCUAGUGAAACGAGUCCUAUUUGUAGUACUCUUUCUGAAGAUGAGUUUCUUGAAAUGUCUUAUGAAGAAUAUCUGGAGGUUCAUACUAGAGGCGUCAAGCAGGCCGGUAGAAAAUCACGUGGAAAAGAAGAUUCAUCAAGUAAAGAACAUGAUGACGAUGACUCUCACAGUGAACGUUGCAGUUCUCACAAAAGGUUCCGUCAUUGAUCUUCUUGUAUCUCUUUCUUUGGCGUCAAAGGAAGUUUAUUUUGCAAAAUCUUUGUGGUACUGAACUGCUAGCUUGGUGGAGCUGCUCGUUGAUAAAGAUUAUCGAAGAAUAGCAUUAUACAGGAGUUCCAUGAGUCUUGUUUCCAGAACAUAGAAUUUAAAUUAGUUGCGACUUUGUUCUGGCUGUAACAUAUUUUUGUAAACUAUUAUAGUACAUGGUUGUAGGAUUAGGAUCAACUUGUACAGGAAUUAGAGUUUGCCUAACUUUGGAAAAUAUCAUUAUUCUUCCCCCUACUAGUUUUUGUGGGGGAUAGUAGGGGUUUGGAGAUAGGAAAAGGAAUUAGAAUUUGCCAAAUUGUUGGAAUACAUCAUUGAUCAUUCAAUUGUUGAUUUAA
Molecule: messenger RNA, 2068 nt
Organism: Spinacia oleracea (spinach)
Lineage: Eukaryota; Viridiplantae; Streptophyta; Magnoliopsida; Caryophyllales; Amaranthaceae
Exons: 10
Coding region: 507-1673 (388 amino acids)
Biological process (GO): mRNA splicing, via spliceosome; regulation of mRNA splicing, via spliceosome
Cellular component (GO): nucleoplasm
Molecular function (GO): mRNA binding; N6-methyladenosine-containing RNA reader activity
Source: RefSeq, a predicted model, not a curated record